Molecule: messenger RNA, 2661 nt
Organism: Prosopis cineraria
Lineage: Eukaryota; Viridiplantae; Streptophyta; Magnoliopsida; Fabales; Fabaceae
Product: rRNA (cytosine-C(5))-methyltransferase NOP2C-like
Exons: 12
Coding region: 214-2094 (626 amino acids)
Biological process (GO): RNA methylation
Molecular function (GO): RNA binding; methyltransferase activity
Source: RefSeq, a predicted model, not a curated record
GUAAGCUUUUACAGCCAAUCAACCUGGCCAAUCAGUUCAGUUAUUUGUUUUUCUAAUGCUAUCAGAAUCUCCCAAUCCGCUCAUGCCAUGUACUCUAAUAUGGCGUGUAAAUUUUUCUGUAAGUGAGAGAUCCGGUUCAAUCUUGAAAAGAAUUAUGAGUCCCGUUUAACUUAACCGCUCACGCGCCCCGCCUCCCUCGAUUGGCUUCUUUGAAUGAAGAAAGCGAGGGACUUGCUUAAAACCCUUGGCAGUUGCAGAAUCCGCCGAAGUUCGAACCUUGUAGCUCUCGACCGCAUGGAGGAUUCAUCAAAUCGUUAUUCUUACGACCCAACUCUUCAAUGGAACCCUCAAGUUCAUGACUACUUCGUCAAAGCUUAUGGCGCCGACCACUUCUCUCGCAUCUCUAAAUCUUUAACGCGUCCCUCUGGCUACUCUUGUGUUCGUGUAAAUACGCUCAGGUCUACAAGUGAUGAAGUUAUUGAGAAGCUGCAAGCAGUAAUGAAUAAAUCGGGAUCUGAGAAUGAUUUGGACUCAAAGCGUUGUUCAAGUGAAGCCAAUAAUAUCCGGGAUUUAGAAUUCAGCGGAAAUAUAGCUCUGGGACAAAGUGAAGAUAAGGCUAAUCCUUCGAAGGCGUGUUCCCGGGCUGCUCCAGUUUCGAAGUGUCACAUUCCUGGCCUAGAUUAUGUCGUAUUUGUUCAGGGUUCAGGACCGCACAAAAUCAAUUAUGAUUUUGCACAUGAUAGACCUCCCAAGGAGGUCCUUGUUAGCAGGAAAUGUGCCGAAGCAGUUCUUCGCGGUGCUCAGGUAUAUGUUCCUGGUGUAAUGGCUUGCAGUGCUCAUGUUGAAACAGGAGAUACAGUUGCGGUCUCAGUUGCUGUGGAGCAGCCAGGUGUCAGUGGGGGAUGGGGUAUUGGUAUGACACGUGGUACUGUACUACAAGGGUCACAAACUGAUCCUUAUUAUUCUGAACGAAGUGGGCUCUAUAUUGGCCAAGGAACAACAAUGAUGUCAAGGGCUGAAAUGUUUCGUGUUUCUAAAGGAGUGGCUGUGGAUAUGAGGGACAGAGUAUAUGAACUUCCUUCUUUUCAUAAUGUGCUUGAGGGAGACAUAUUUCUUCAAAACCUGCCAAGUAUUGUUACUGCCCAUGCUUUAGAUCCACAAAAGGGAGAGCGUAUACUAGACAUGUGUGCUGCACCAGGGGGGAAAACAACUGCAAUUGCAAUACUUAUGAAGGAUGAAGGAGAGAUCAUUGCAGCUGAUAGAUCUCAUAACAAGGUGAUGGAUAUUCAGAAAUUGGCAGCGGAAAUGGGAUUGAGUUGCAUAAAGACCUAUAAAUUAGAUGCUCUUAAAGCUGUUUGUCAAAGAAAUGAACCAGAUAAUUUGAGCGGUUCAUAUUGUGGUAAUGCUGACAAUGGUGUGACAGAUCAAGUUUCUGAUUCAUCAAUUUUAAAUGAAGAAAGAAUGUCAUCUAUUGGUAUAAAUAGGUUAAAUAUUGAGAAGACUAUGGAGGAAAAUGUUGAUCACAUUGAAGAGGAAAACAAAGGAACAUAUGUUAGCAAAGCUGAAAUCCGGAAGAGUAUGCGGAGAGAGCGAAAUGGACCCGGAAGAAAUCAAUGCCUGGGUGGUAGGGUUGAGAAGUCAAAAGGUUUUCCUCCUAACAGUUUUGAUAAAGUUCUUCUUGAUGCUCCUUGUUCUGCCCUUGGUUUAAGGCCUCGAUUAUUUGCUGGAGAGGAAACUAUUGAAUCCUUACGAACACACGCAAAAUACCAAAGGAGAAUGUUUGACCAGGCUGUUCAAUUAGCUCGUGCUGGUGGAGUAAUUGUAUAUUCCACUUGUACAAUAAAUCCCGGUGAGAAUGAAGCAUUGGUACGGUAUGCUUUGGACACAUACAAGUAUCUGUCAUUGGCCCCACAGAACCCUAGAGUUGGAGGACCUGGACUACUUGGUCGUUGCGACUUUCCUGAUGGAUAUGAAGAGGAGUGGUUAAGACCUGGUGAGGAAGAACUUGUGCAGAGGUUUGAUCCAUCAUCUCCGCUUGAUACAAUUGGGUUUUUCAUUGCUAAAUUUAUUGUUGGAUCUAAAGAUACCAUGUGACUUUGAGUGUUAGCCUGGGAAAGCUGGGUCUCUCUCUUAGUUCAGAAUUACCACUGCUUUGGCAAUCUCUCAAUUUUGAUGCUAUGGGAAUACAUCUGCUCUGGAACUGUAAUGAAGGAGAUGCAGUGAGAAGAGAGACAAGGGUGAGACUGAGACUCUCUUCUCAAAGGGUCCCACCCCUCAUGUUUUUCUCUCUCCACUAGAUCCACUGAAUCCUUUAUUAUUGGAGAAAAAUCAGGUUUCUCUUCGGUGGAUUCGGCCCUUUUUUUAAUUACAAGACUCGGUUGAAGUUUUUCAAAGUGUUUGCCAACAGAUUCUUCAGCAAGAGUUUGACCUGUAAAGCAAACAUGAAGGAAUUGUUUGCACAACCAAAUCAUGUUAUCUUGAGUUCUCAAAAAAAUAUUCACUUGUAAUAUUCUUAUCGGAGCAUUUAGUAGCAAAUAUUGAAAAAUAUUGACUAAUAAGUUCUGUCAUUUUUGUAUUCGACUAAGACAAUGGAGAGCACACUAGUGCACAUCCUGUGAUAUUGAUCCAAGAAAUCAUGACAGCUACUAUAUUUAUAACGCA